AUGGGAAAUAAUGCUUCAAAGAAAAAAAAAGUUACAAAAGUCGAAAUCGGAGCGGAUGUCAAAAAAGAACCAAUCGGAUUUGUUCAAGGAAAACAAUAUAAACUUGUCAUGUUAGGACAAGGUGGUGUUGGAAAAACAAGUAUAAGUAUUAGAUUUGUUUCAGAUAGAUUUGUAACGGACUAUGAUCCAACGGUAGAGGAUGCAUAUAAAAAAGAUUAUCAGAUCGAUGGCAAAGAGAUUACUCUGGAGAUUCUAGAUACUGCUGGUCAGGAGGAGUAUGCGUCGGGUGUUCAAGAUAAAUCGAUCAGAGUUGGUGAAGGUUUUAUUUGUAUCUACAGUAUCACAUCAAAGGAGAGUUUCCAAAGACUAAAAGAUUUGCGAGAAAAGAUUUUGUGGGCAAAAGAUUCAGAGAAUAUACCAAUGAUCAUCGUUGGCAACAAAUGUGACAUGGAGAAGGACAGGCAGGUUCCAGCGUCAGAGGGUAAAGCAUUGGCCGAUGAGUUUCAUUGUCCGUUUAUAGAAACAAGCGCAAAAACAAAUACAAAUGUUAAAGAUUGUAUGGAUUUAGUAUUAAAAGAAAUAUCAAAAUAUAAUUAUGAAUAA
This is a messenger RNA of Heterostelium album PN500, 603 nucleotides long. It is a transcript of the gene rsmA, whose product is annotated as Ras family protein. Lineage: Eukaryota; Evosea; Eumycetozoa; Acytosteliales; Acytosteliaceae. The transcript has 2 exons. Gene Ontology annotation, molecular function: GDP binding; GTPase activity; GTP binding. The record is from RefSeq and is a predicted model, not a curated record. Gene Ontology annotation, biological process: signal transduction. Gene Ontology annotation, cellular component: plasma membrane. Bases 1 to 603 code for a protein of 200 amino acids.